UCACUGACACAGUUAAUUAACAAACAAAAGCACAAACAGGGAGUUAUUAGAGGCACAGAAUCACAUCUAAAAGCAGAAUUUCUUAGAAUGAUGUCUCAAAUUUUUACAGGCUAAUAUUUUUAUUUUAUCUUUACAUCAUUUCCUGUGAAUUUCUUUAUCUUUACCUUCACAGUUACACACUGGAAGGUCACAGUCUGACUGACUCACUCUUCACCUGUCACUUCUCAUUAUGUUUUAGGAAACCAUCUUGCCCUCAGCAGGGGUGGAUCUACCUUUCUCUCUUUACCUGUCUGCAUGUCUGAAUCAGUAGAUCUCUCUUAGAGAAACUGAUUUCCAGCUGUAAUGUCAGCAUGCUAAUUUUUCUCUAACCUGAAAAUAAGGCUUUGUAUCCAUGGAUGCAUCCAACAGUGUGUCUGCGCUGUGGUACAGGACGUCCAAGCCACUGGGGAAGGUAAGGCGACGUCUCCAAGACCUCCGCAUCCCUUCGUCUUCCUAUGAUUUCAUAUCUAGCAGCUCGACAGUGGACCUGAGCCACAACGAGAGCGCUCGUCUUGCAGCAGACUGUCUGCUCAGCCGGGGCUUGGAGGAAUACCACGAGGUGUUGAGAGCAGAGGGAGAAGUGGACUUUCUGUCAGAGCCAGAGAAGAAUUACAUCCUGAAGAAUGGGAGGGAUAGUCACACAGAUGAUCCUGGUGAGCAGCAUGAUGAUGGCAAAGAGUUGGAGAGCUUAUCUGCUGGCUCAAAGUCUCCCACACAGUGCUCUGAAGUGUCAGCAGACAGUGACUGUACUCUGGCAGAGUCAGAUGUGAAAUCGAGUGGUCCUGCGUUGGUUAAACAGAUGAUUCAGGUUUUCUUCCCCUCAGACUGCAGGGCAGCUGGCAUGAAAGACCUGGUUAGGCAGUUCAUCAGAAAGGCUAAACUGGCCCUGGCUAUAGUGGUGGACAGCUUCAGUGACGUGGAGCUGCUUUGUGAUCUUCUGGAGGCGAGCAAGAAGAGAAACGUGUCUGUACAUCUGCUGUUGGACCAGCUGAACCUGAACCUGUUUGUUAGCAUGUGGCAGGACCUCAAACUCGACAGUAAAAACUUUCCUAAACUGUCAGUACACAGCGUCUAUGGACAGACCUACUGUGCAAAGACAGGCAGGAAGCUGAAAGGUCAGAUUGCAGAGAGUUUUAUCAUCAGUGACUGGACUGAGGUGCUGACUGGUUCAUACAGCUUCUCCUGGUUGUCCUGGCAGGUCCACCGGAGUCUUGCUGUUCUGUUAAAGGGCAGCGCAGUCACAUGUUUCCUGCAGGAAUUUCACAGGCUGCACUCCAGCUCCAAACCCGUCACCGGCUUUGUCACCUUUAUCACUGUGCCCCACACUCUUUCCCGACACUCCAUAUCACAUGCGGCUCUUCAUAGCAACACUGGUAUCAGUAAGCAGACAUCAAACCAGACAGGUCUGCAAUGGGAUUGGAAUAAAAACGCUGAAAACACUCAGACAAAAGCAGCAGGGACAGUUCUACAUAAACCCCAGAGCCCAGCACUGGAGAGCAGCCGGGGGGAUAACCAACCUCAGCACAGAGCAGACACUGGUACACAAACCCAAAGAAAACCUCUGCAGCUGUACCCGAAGCCUUUGAUUCAACCAGAAAUGGAGUGUAAGGUGCAGAGUAAAUCUGUGGAAAAGCCCAAAUAUACAAUGGAAGCUGGACACACAAUGCAUAAUGAAAAAGAGAAGAGCAAAUACCAGAUUCAGAGUCACUUAAACCUGCCUGAUCAUACCCACUACAUCAGCACUACAGCUGAAAAGAAUGCAGCGAUUCAAGAGUCAGACCCUCUGCACACUGUGUCCCCGACACACAGACAGCACAGCACUGUACUCUGUGAAACACCUUUGAAGAAUUCAAAUCUUGAUCCCGCAGAAGUGGCUACCGAAGGGCUCUUCUUUCAGCAGAGGAACAGAAACAUACCGACAAACCCUCUGAGGACUGCUGCAGACCUGAACACACAGAGAGGACAGUGGAGCUUCUCACACAGUUUCAAACCCAAAGUGGAACUUCCACAUGAUAAUCCCAAACUCCACCCUCCUCCUACACCACAGCACAAACAAGCAAACACCACUCAUCAGUUUCUUUUUACACACACACCUGGUGUGCAAACCAAAUUCUCCUUUCUAGAAACCAGGAGGCAGAAUCAGCCACAGAGGUACUGCCAGCCCCAGCUCCAACCACAAACUAUCAAAGAGCCUCCAGGUUCAACAGGAGCUCAUCUCAGGCCUCAGCUCCAGAAAGACCCAAAGCUCUUUCUUCCAGGUACAGCAGCCCAGAUGAAUUUUCAGUCCCACGCUUUCCAGCAACCUAAUCCCCUUCGGAGGCUAAACUGGAGCCCCCAGAAUCAUCCUAUGGAGCGUCACAGCUCCUUCAGGACCCCCCACAGGAUGGGACAGAUGACUGGCUGGGGGCCUUUACAGAGCAGCAUGAAUACACCACUGAGAAGAAGCAAGAGUAUGAAUGAGAGACAGACAGCAGGGUUCAGUCUAAACAGAACAUUUAGCUAGCUCUAUAUUGGUCACAUUUAUCCACCCACAGACACACAGGAGCUGCAGCUAUAAAAACAGCACAAUAUCCUCAUAAGUUUCGCUGAGCUUGUGUGAUAUUUUAAUGUAAACCUGUUGAAAUUAUACUAGACCAAGAGAUGAGCUUAUUAUUGCUACAAGUCCAGCAGCUGUAUCUGCAUAUUUUUGUUAAAAUAAAAUAUAACUUCUUGACAACGCAUAAUCUGUUACAUCUCUUUAAUCCUGAAAGGUGUAUUAAAGUAGAACAUUUGGGGUAAUUUUACAGGUGCUACACACACUCACAAAGGUGCUUUCUGUUAUUAAACAUCUGCUAAGGUUGAUGUUGAGUGGAGCGAUGUGAGGAGUUAAUCUGUUGCCACUAACAUGACGAGAACAAACAACAAGCCUACACUGUCCUGAGAGAUUUUAUUAUCUGCAUAAUGCUCAGAAUGCUCAUCUGAUACGA
Messenger RNA from Oreochromis niloticus (Nile tilapia), 3005 nucleotides. RefSeq lists its product as uncharacterized. The transcript is spliced from 6 exons. The record is from RefSeq and is a predicted model, not a curated record. Gene Ontology annotation, molecular function: protein kinase binding. Lineage: Eukaryota; Metazoa; Chordata; Actinopteri; Cichliformes; Cichlidae. The coding region runs from base 392 to 2542 and encodes 716 amino acids. Gene Ontology annotation, biological process: epidermal growth factor receptor signaling pathway.